Pungitius pungitius (ninespine stickleback) is the source of this 4188-nucleotide messenger RNA. RefSeq names its product fatty acid 2-hydroxylase (gene fa2h). Bases 1106 to 2230 code for a protein of 374 amino acids. Gene Ontology annotation, biological process: lipid biosynthetic process; fatty acid metabolic process. The transcript is spliced from 7 exons. Lineage: Eukaryota; Metazoa; Chordata; Actinopteri; Perciformes; Gasterosteidae. The record is from RefSeq and is a predicted model, not a curated record. Gene Ontology annotation, cellular component: membrane; endoplasmic reticulum. Gene Ontology annotation, molecular function: heme binding; fatty acid 2-hydroxylase activity; iron ion binding.
GUUGCUCGGUUAGCAGCCCAACCUGUUUUUUAUCGUUGGAAUGUGUUUCCUAAGGCGUAUAGUUCAUGUGUCAGGUGGGUAGGUAUUAUCUCCGUUAUUCGCACAUUAUUAUAAUUAUUUUGUUUUAGUUUGUAUAGGGGCUCGCCUGCGAAAAGGAGUAUAUCCGACAUGACGUGAAUGCCCCAGAUGAGCUCAUCGCCAGGUCAAGAUAUCGUUGAGAAAGACGCGUAAACCAAAUCGCACCCUCGCUUACUUAAGAGAAAGUACUGUAGAUCUAAAAUAUACACUACACUUAAUUCCUUGAAAAUGCUAACUAAAUGAGUAGAGAACAUUUUUGAUGAACCCUUUCGUGGCGAAAAGCAGUUUUUAUUUCUUUAAGUGUUGAGGUACUACUUUAUAAGGUCAGGAUUGUGUAAAGUGCAAUCUUUGUGUAUCAAUGUAUCAUCGAUGUCAAUUUCCUUCCCCUAAGGCCAUUGGCCUUAUCCCAUCGAUCAAGGAAGUGAUGACCGACUACAUGCCAGUUCUAUUUCACUCUUUAUUUGUCCACAAUGAAGGUCGAGGUGAAUCAUCCGCGUUGAGACGUGUUCUUUUGUUAAUAAAAUGUCGUUAAAUUAUGAGAUUUGUAUAAGAUUUCUCUUUACAGCAGACUCCAGACUCCAAAAAUCUUACUGUCUUUUUCCUUUUUUUCUCCAAAGUAACAGGUGCAUCUCGACGUAAUGCUGCGUUCAUGGAACAUGUAGAAAUCCGUUAGUUUAAAUAGUCUUACAUAAAACUCGUCAUUUCCCAGUUUUGAGGUGAAACAAUAUGAAACAAUCAAUUUUAUAUUUAAAAUUAAUAGCGACCCUCCACGUGGGCACAUCAUUCGUAUUUUCCGAGUGUCUAAACGACUGUAGGCUGCUCGUAGCGUUUGGAGUCUUUGAAGGGCUCACAGACCACGCCCCUCGCCACUAGUUGGGACUUUUAGUGCCCCGAGGUGUCAUCGGCAAAGUUGGACUCUCAGGCCAGGAGUCAGGUCGACGACUCUCCGAGGAGGUCCGUGUUCCCCCUGCCCCGUGUUCAGCUCUCGGUUUCACGUGGACGCCAGUCCGCAUCUCUUCUGCCCAGCAUGUCACCGUCCACGUCCCCGCGGCUGCUCACGGAGAAGGAGGUCGCCCGCCACUGCACCCAGGACUCCUGCUGGGUGCUGCUGGGGACCCGGGUCUACGACGUGACCUCCUUCCUGCGGAUGCACCCGGGCGGCGAAGCGCUGCUUCUUCAGCGGUCGGGCAAGGACGUCAGCCCGGAGAUGGAAGGACCCCCGCACCGACACUCGGAGAACGCGCGGCGGUGGAUGGAGCAGUACUACAUCGGGGAGCUGGACGGAGACAGCGGCACCGAUGAGGCCGUGAGGGAGAGGAGGAAAGCCGGCGCUCAGACGGACAGAGGGACGGGAGACGAGAGGACAGGCGAGCACGCCGACUACAACCGCUGCAGCCCAGUGGACCUGGACAAGGAUUUGGUGGACUGGCGAAAGCCUCUGGCAUGGCAGGUAGGCCACCUGGGAGAGAAGUACGACGCGUGGGUUCACCAGCCGGUCGACAGACCGAUCAGACUGUUCGGAAAUCCCUUGAUGGAGGCCGGCACCAAGACUUCCUGGUACUGGGUGCCAGUGGUGUGGCUUCCUGUCGUCUUCUAUUUCAGCUGGUACUGCUACACCAGCCUGGCUAAGGGCACCACCAGGCUCAACCUUGCUUCAGGCAUCUCCGUCCCGAUCCACAAGUACUGCUUCCCUCUGCUCUUUCUGUUGGGCUGGUUCUUGUGGUCGUUCAUCGAGUACUGCAUCCAUCGCUUUGUCUUUCACAUGAAACCGCCGGCUCACAACUACUACCUAAUCAUGAUACACUUCCUCCUGCACGGACAGCACCACAAGUCUCCGUUUGACGGCUCUCGGCUGGUCUUCCCCCCCGGCCUGGCCUCCCUGGUGGUGGGGAGUUUCUAUCUGAUCCUCUGCAGGACGCUCCCGGAGAUCCUCGGUACGUCCGUGUUCGUCGGUGGUCUGUGUGGCUACGUCGUGUACGACAUGAUACACUACUACCUCCACUACGGUUCCCCCAAGAGGGGCUCGUACAUGUACGGCCUGAAGGCCUACCACGUCAAACACCACUUUGAGCACCAGCGAGCAGGUUUUGGCAUCACCUCCAAAUUCUGGGACCACCCCUUCAACACCGUCAUCCCCAAUGAGAAGUACUAACACAGAACCAGCUCAGGACUUAGCAACCAGCCCACAUGCUGUCUCCACCCGGACACCCGAUAGAUCAAUUUCCACUGCCACAGCUUUCCAAAACCACGGAGUCUGACCCCCCCCCCCCGCAUCCAUCUCAAGUCAUUCUGCCUCGUGGCUCCCAGCACACGAGGCAUUCUCCGCAUUCUGAGCUUGGUUGUGUCGACCAGUACACACCGUUACCCGCUGAGUGAUUGUGCCCCGUAGCGAAGCCUUUCUGUGCCAUUUUUGUUUUAUUUUAAGCAUGCGUGAACAGUGGACCCCAUUUGGCACUGACCCUUAAAUAUGUAUAAAUAUAAAUAUAUAUAUAUAUCGCCUCGUCACACCAAGGAAUUCAGAUCAAAACCACACGCACAGUGUCCAAGAUUCCUUGAGGGGAAGACUGAGGGAAAAGGAAGUGAUAUGUGGAUGUUGAAUGUGGAAGACUGUGGAGUGUGGGAUGUGGAGAAGAAACGGGACGUGAUGUAGUGUGAGGGUGUGUGUGGAGGAGAGAGAGAAAGAGUCUGUGACCUGGUGAACCAACUCAGGACAGAAAAAGUUCCAUCCUUCUGCAGCUUCAGUGUUUCUCCUUUAGCCGCUACGCUGCCACACUCGCUCACGCUCAGGUAUUGUAACAGGCUACAGAUAUUCCCUCCCUUUUUUGCCUCGCUGUAGUUUUUGGAAACAACUGUGAACACAAAAUAAUCUGUUUUCAAAUAUUACAACAUGCUAAAGGACUUUAUUUAUUAUCAGGAAAGCUGCAGAAGUAAAAUCCUACUCCAGGGCACUAAUGUAAUGUUAAUGUCAAUUUUUACAUGUUUACCCACUCAAGAUAUAUUUUUGCAAGUCUUUUGUAAUAUGUCCUCCGUUUUCUCUUCUUUUGUGAUACAACAACCCAAUUUUGUAAAUCGCCUUUGUACAGAACAGGAGGGUUAAUAGCAGCAACGUUACAUUGCCAACGUGAGCAGAUGUUUUCUUGUUGGAUGGACAGUAAAGAAAUGGAGUGUUUUGAUGAAGAUGGAUGCCUGUAGUGUGUUGUCAUGGCGUCAGAAGGACAGAGCUGAGGGCAUGAGGCCGGCCUGUCAGACCUCCUGCUGUGGGGAUCUUGUGGGUCAUUUUUUUUUUUUAUUGGCCCCGCGGACCCCAGCAGGAUGACGAUGGAUGAACCAUCUGACCGGGCAGCAGGAGUCUUGAUCGCGAUCGGCGGAUCUUCAGAAAGUCUCUGAGCAACCUGACAACUAAAGCAAGCUGAGAACUGCAUCAAAACCUUUCACGUAAAUCAGUCAGGCCAAGUCUGAAUGUACUACAACUGCUGAAAAUCCCUUCCUAUCCACUUUUCUAGCUUUCAGAAAAGACUCUCAUUUACAUAAUAUCUGUGUCCAUGAAUUCCUACACUCUGUAAAAUAACAAAUCCAUUUUAGAAACUUUUGCAAAGAUGACUUAAUAACAAUAAUAAUGCAGUGACAUUAUUUUGUGUAGAUUUUUAAUAUUCAGUGCAGCAAUAAUAUUAAAUCCUCAGGUAUGGGGCUGUGUUUUCACCGGAUUGAGCUACAACCGCAGUGAACUGUGACAAAAAUGAUGACCCAAAGAUUAACGUUGAUGUCGGGGAUGAUGGCUGAUGACCAUGAUAAAAAUAAUAAUAAUAAUGAUGAUGAUGAGUGUAAUAAUGCUACUGAUUGUGGCGGCUGCUUAGCAAAGUGAAAGGUUUCCGCCUCUUGGAGGGAAGUUCAUGCAGAUCUUCUUUAUGUGUGUUUAUACAAAAUAGAUGACGGGCGACAGCUUAGACACCUCGAUCCUGAUCAGUGAACUUUUCCUUUUGCCAAAUUACGCAACAUUAAUUAACAUUUCCUAAAUAUGUUUUUUUUAAUAUUCAUUUUUAUUUUGGAAUCUUAAGUGUCUAUGCAAAAUGCAAAAACACAUUUGUAAAUAAAGGUCUGUUUAUUUCUGAA